Molecule: messenger RNA, 2255 nt
Organism: Pelobates fuscus (common spadefoot toad)
Lineage: Eukaryota; Metazoa; Chordata; Amphibia; Anura; Pelobatidae
Gene: SHC3
Product: SHC adaptor protein 3
Exons: 13
Coding region: 201-2096 (631 amino acids)
Biological process (GO): intracellular signal transduction; cell surface receptor protein tyrosine kinase signaling pathway
Cellular component (GO): plasma membrane
Molecular function (GO): receptor tyrosine kinase binding
Source: RefSeq, a predicted model, not a curated record
AUUUUUUUUUUUAUUUGUAUUUUAUGGAGAGAGACAAUUGGAAAUAAUAGGGCUUUUUCUGUUAGAUAACACCCGCAACAGUCUAUGAUAUUUGGGUUCAUCACUACAAUUAUGAAUCUCUGGCAAUGCUAACACAAAGGUCUUUCUUAGGUUGGCAUCGAGAUUUGCCAGAGCAUAUGAAGAUAACUUGACAGAAGGGCAUGCUUCAACGUACCAAGUAUAACCGCUUCAAGAAUGAAUCUGUGACACCGGUCGAUGACCUCUUCCACAACCUGUCUAUGAACAGUAAAGUCUCUACAGUAGCCACCACCACAGCUACACCAACUCCAUGUACGGCUGCAACUGAAGUCCUUCAAAAAGCACAAGAAGAUGGAUCCACCACUCUUUGUACAUUUAUUCACAAAGUGUCCCACUUGAAACUCUCCAGCUCGGGCAACCUGCUGGGAAUAAAAAACCUUUCCUCUGCAGUCAGGGAGCUUGCAAGUUCCAAGUUACAGGGUAGCUCUUCUGCUCUUAAUUCAGCAGCAGGAGUAUCAGACAACACAUGUAACCUUGCCUCUACCCCUCCGUGGUCUCAGCAGGACGUGAGCAAGAUGAGCACAGGGAAAAAGACACGGUCGGAAGAAAUGAAUCUGGUAGGUGAAGAUUGGAAUCAAAGUAGCAGCUUUGUCAAUAAGCCUUCCCGAGGAUGGUUGCACUCGAAUGAGAAGAUCCUGGGACCUGGAGUGACGUACGUUGUGAAGUACUUGGGAUGCAUAGAAGUUUUGCGAUCAAUGCGAUCCUUAGACUUCAACACAAGGACACAGAUAACAAGAGAAGCUUUCAGCAGAGUUUGUGAAGCUGUUCCAGGUACCAAAGGAGUCUUCAAAAAACGAAAGCCAGCAAGCAAACUUUUAUCCAGUAUUCUUGGGAAGAGCAACCUACAGUUUGCAGGAAUGAGUAUAACACUGAAUAUAUCUACUACUAGCCUCAACAUGAUGACUCCAGAUUCAAAACAGAUCAUAGCAAAUCAUCACAUGCAGUCGAUUUCCUUUGCAUCUGGUGGAGAUCCGGAUGCAACAGACUAUGUUGCUUAUGUAGCAAAAGAUCCUGUUAAUCGACGAGCUUGUCACAUAUUGGAAUGCUGUGAUGGGCUGGCUCAAGAUGUAAUCAGUACCAUUGGGCAAGCAUUUGAACUUCGCUUCAAACAAUAUCUACAAUGUCCUACUAAAAUCCCAGCAUUUCCAGACAGAAUGCAAAGUUUAGAUGAACCAUUGUGGCCAGAAGAUGAUGGAGCUACAACGGAACCUCAGUAUUACAACAGUAUCCCAAACAAAAUGCCUCCUCCAGGAGGAAUCAUUGAUGAAAGAUUAAAAACACAGCUUCCAAGCCAAGAAGACGACUCCAAGUUCAUAAACUCUUCUGGAGUAGAGCAGACCUACUAUCAAGGUCGUCAUUUGGUUGAAAAGUCAAAUGAAAACUUCCAGCAAGCUAUUAAAAGACAAGCCUCUUUAGACAUUUAUAGUCUGCCAGAGGGAAAGUCAACAGGAAAUCAAACAAGCAAUGCACCAACAUAUGUCAAUACUCAGCACAUAAAUAGAAAACCUUUGGGAGCCUUUCAAAGAAGUGUAGAUUCAGCAUUCUGUGGAUCGAUUGACAGUUCCAGAGAUGUCAACCAAAGAAAAGAUCUAUUUGACAUGAAACCAUUUGAGGAUGCUCUCAAAAACCAACCUGUGCUGAACAAAGAUGCAUCGGUUGACUGUUCCAGUCCUUUGCUGUCCAGAGCUGCUAUUUUGACAAUAAAUGAAGAAUUGAAGUCAGAGUUGUGGUAUGUGGGAGAAAUGUGUAGAAAAGAAGCAGAAAAGCUGCUCAAGAAAGAUGGAGAUUUCCUUGUAAGAAAAAGUGUCAAUAAUCCUGGUUCGUAUGUUUUAACUGGCAUGCACCAUGGACAAGCCAAGCAUCUUCUUCUUGUAGAUCCAGAAGGGACAGUCAGAACAAAAGAUCGUGUUUUUGACAGUAUUGGUCAUCUUAUUAACCAUCACCUGGAGAACAAUUUGCCCAUCGUCUCCUCUGGAAGUGAAUUGUGUCUCAAGCAAUCAGUAGAGAGGACACCUUGAUGUUACAAACAAAUCUGUCUCUUCAAGAAACCUGUGUAGGAGCCACACAUUUUGAAAUGGUGCAAUAGAAAUUCUAAUCACUUUCUCUUGGUUCCAACCAAUGUGCUUGCAAUGUAAUCUAACAGGCACUUCAUAAAACAUGAUUUUUAUAAAAUUGUU